AUGGCUGUUUUUACACAAAAUCCAGGCCCAACAGCAUUGAUCUGUGGCGGUGCUGGUUCAGAUGAAACUCGUAUACCCACCGAUCAGUCAAACAACUCGGUACCUGAUCACAACGAGUCCGAUCCAUCAACUUGUUUCCUUGCUCCCGGUUCAUCCUCAUCCCUGGUCGAUACCAUGCCACCAUGGUCGCAGUCUAGUACAGCACCCAAAUCGCCAGUCAAUGAACAUGGAGUUAUAAUUAAUCCGAUGCUUAUUGGAAGCAAACUGAUGAGUCCUUUGUAUACUGCAUUACAUUUAGCACCACCAGGUAGUUCUUGCGGCCAGUCGGUCGAAUCACAGCCAAACAUGAGCUCGGAAAAACUGAUUCUCCAACCGGACAGAACCUUGUCUCCAUUAACACGCGCAGCUGCUGUUGCUGCAGCUGCUGCCGCAACAAUCGCCGCUCCGAUUCAGCAUUCACUUCCACCGCCCUCGUCACACUGCGGCUCGUUUGUGGAUAGAGCUUCCGUACGGGACUCAGAUACCUCUUUAUUGAAACCCACACAGUGGAUCAAGUCGCAUAGUUCCGAUUCGGCAGAUCGUAUCCCAUCGGUCACUGAUGCAGACGUGAAUGAACAAGCAACGUACAAAUCUCGUUUGACAGAACAUCGCGAGACACGAAAACCGUAUGCAUAUAUGAUAGGCUUAAACGAGCUCGAACCAGCAUCAAGAACCCUGGGUGAGUUUGUGUGUGGUGUCUCCAUUUAA
Molecule: messenger RNA, 747 nt
Organism: Echinostoma caproni
Lineage: Eukaryota; Metazoa; Platyhelminthes; Trematoda; Plagiorchiida; Echinostomatidae
Source: the annotation of a GenBank genome assembly